UAGUCUUUCGUCUCUUCUCUUCAGCAGAGCUUUGCUCCUUCUUGUUCUUGUUCUUGUUCUUCGUCUUCCUGUUCCUCUUUCUUUGUUUCUGUUAGUAGGUGACGUUGUGCGGUGGAAGAGAGGAAGAGGGUGAAUUGCCCUACCUGCAUGUCAGUGUAUUGUGUUGACACCUAUUGCGGCGGUGGAAUCGGCGAGAUAGCGAACCCUUUGCAAUGGCCUCAGCUCCGCAAAAGGCGACGCCACAAUCGUGCUGUCCCCCCGGCGGCGGUGAAUCCUCCCGCCUUGCCUCCUCCGCUGCCGCCUUGCCGCCGCCGCAAGGCUGGAUCGACGAUCGCCCCGCCGCUAACACGGUCACCGUGAUCCGCCCCCUCGAUACGCUUCAAGAAUCUUCCACCAAUGCCACUUCUGCUAAGGGAAUCAUUCCAAUGAUAAGGGCCCAGUCAAGCCACCCUUUGGACCCUUUAUCCGCAGCUGAAAUCUCUGUAGCAGUGGCAACUGUUAGGGCUGCUGGAGCAACUCCUGAGCUUAGAGAUAGCAUGCGCUUCAUCGAAGCAGUUUUGCUGGAACCAGAUAAACAUGUCGUUGCACUGGCAGAUGCUUAUUUCUUUCCACCUUUCCAACCAUCGUUACUUCCUAGGUUGAAAGGAGGGCCUGUAAUUCCCACCAAGCUCCCUCCAAGAUGUGCUAGACUUGUGGUUUACAAUAAGAAAUCAAAUGAGACUGCUGUGUGGAUUGUUGAAUUAUCACAAGUGCAUGCAGUAACACGAGGUGGUCAUCACCGAGGGAAAGUAAUUUCAUCAUAUGUUGUUCCUGAUGUUCAACCUCCAAUGGAUGCUGUUGAAUAUGCAGAAUGUGAGGCUGUUGUUAAAAGUUAUCCUCCUUUUAUAGAGGCUAUGAAGAAAAGGGGUAUAGAUGACAUGGACCUUGUAAUGGUUGAUCCCUGGUGUGUUGGGUAUUACAGUGAAGCUGAUGCUCCUGGUCGAAGACUUGCUAAACCACUCUUAUUUUGUCGAUCUGAGAGUGACUGCCCUAUGGAAAAUGGUUAUGCCCGCCCAGUUGAGGGAAUCUAUGUUCUUGUUGAUAUGCAAAACAUGGUAGUGAUUGAGUUUGAAGACCGCAAACUUGUUCCUCUGCCUCCGGUUGAUCCCUUGAGGAAUUAUACUCCCGGAGAAACCAGAGGUGGAGCUGAUAGAAGUGAUGUAAAACCCUUGCAAAUUAUUCAGCCUGAAGGUCCAAGCUUUCGUGUCAAUGGGUAUUAUGUUGAAUGGCAGAAGUGGAAUUUUCGUAUUGGAUUCACCCCCAAAGAAGGUUUGGUCAUAUAUUCUGUUGCAUAUGUUGAUGGAAGUCGAGGACGAAGGCCUGUUGCUCAUAGGCUGGCUUUUGUGGAGAUGGUUGUACCCUAUGGCGAUCCAAAUGACCCGCAUUACAGAAAAAAUGCUUUUGAUGCUGGGGAAGAUGGCUUGGGGAAAAAUGCACAUUCUCUCAAGAAGGGGUGUGAUUGUUUGGGCUACAUCAAAUAUUUUGAUGCUCACUUCACUAAUUUCACUGGUGGAGUGGAAACAAUUGAAAAUUGUGUAUGUUUGCAUGAAGAGGAUCAUGGGAUUCUCUGGAAACAUCAAGACUGGAGAACUGGCUUAGCAGAAGUCCGAAGGUCUAGAAGACUUUCAGUUUCUUUUUUAUGUACUGUGGCUAAUUAUGAGUAUGCAUUCUUUUGGCACUUUUAUCAGGAUGGAAAGAUUGAAGCUGAAGUCAAGCUAACUGGAGUUCUCAGCCUAGGAGCCUUGAUGCCUGGAGAAUUUCGAAAAUAUGGUACUAUGAUUGCACCGGGUCUCUAUGCUCCUGUUCAUCAACACUUCUUUGUUGCUCGUAUGGACAUGUCUGUUGAUUCUAAACCCGGUGAAGCAUUGAAUCAGGUUGUGGAGGUAAAUAUGAAAGUAGAGGAGCCUGGUGAGAAUAAUGUUCACAAUAAUGCGUUCUAUGCUGAAGAGACUUUGCUUAGAUCUGAAUUGGAAGCCAUGCGAGACUGCAAUCCUAUGACUGCUCGACAUUGGAUUGUAAGGAACACAAGAUCUGGCAACAGAACCGGACAAUUGACAGGCUACAAGCUAGUACCUGGCUCAAACUGCUUGCCUUUGGCACGUUCUGAGGCCAAAUUUUUACGAAGAGCUGCUUUCUUGAAGCAUAAUCUGUGGGUAACAAAGUAUUCACACGAUGAAAUGUUUCCUGGAGGAGAAUUUCCUAAUCAAAAUCCACGUGUUAGCGAAGGACUAGCUACAUGGGUUAAGCAAAACCGAUCUUUGGAAGAGACUGAUAUAGUUCUUUGGUAUGUAUUUGGAAUCACCCAUGUUCCUCGCCUAGAAGACUGGCCUGUUAUGCCAGUGGAGCGCAUUGGUUUUAUGCUCAUGCCUCAUGGAUUCUUCAACUGUUCUCCUGCUGUAGAUGUCCCACCUAAUACAUGUGUAGUGGAUUCUAAAGACAAUGACAUUAAGGAUAAUGGUGCUUCGAAGACUAUUCCGGGUGCAUUAGCGGCAAAGCUUUAGUCGCUUAAUCCCAUCAAGAGUUAUGUCUUUGCGCUGCUGAUAGAGACAUGAGUGCUUGUUUGGCAUCCACUAAAACAUGCGCAUCAUAUAUUUGAUUUUUUGAGUUUAUGUUAAUGUUGGAACUUGGGAAGUUAAGCCAUAGGCUUAAACAUCAACUAGCUUAUAUUUGUCUUAGUAUCUGAGUGAAUUAUGGUUUCAAAGCAGACACUAAAGUACUGUGGCUUAAAAUAAAUGGUUCAUUACUGUGUGUGUAA
Messenger RNA from Lotus japonicus, 2794 nucleotides. RefSeq names its product amine oxidase [copper-containing] zeta, peroxisomal-like. The transcript has 12 exons. The record is from RefSeq and is a predicted model, not a curated record. Bases 213 to 2540 code for a protein of 775 amino acids. Gene Ontology annotation, biological process: amine metabolic process. NCBI's taxonomy places the organism in Eukaryota, Viridiplantae, Streptophyta, Magnoliopsida, Fabales, Fabaceae. Gene Ontology annotation, molecular function: primary methylamine oxidase activity; copper ion binding; quinone binding.